Molecule: messenger RNA, 1367 nt
Organism: Apaloderma vittatum (bar-tailed trogon)
Lineage: Eukaryota; Metazoa; Chordata; Aves; Trogoniformes; Trogonidae
Product: keratin, type I cytoskeletal 19-like
Exons: 6
Coding region: 1-1311 (436 amino acids)
Molecular function (GO): structural molecule activity
Source: RefSeq, a predicted model, not a curated record
AUGAGCUGUGCCGUCAGGCAGGUCGUCACUGCCUGCUCCCAGGGCAGGGGCAGCGCCGGCAGCUCCGCGGCUGGCAGCGCAAGAAAGGUCUCCUCCGCCUCCUCGGGGAGACACGCUGCCUACGAUCUGGGUGGCGUGGCUGGCAGUUUUUCUGGUGGCAGUUUAAGCGAGGGAUUGCUUGGGAAGCAGCUGAGCGCCGGCAGUGCUACCGGCGGCAGCUUUGGAGCUGCCCAGAGGGCUUGUUCUACCCUCGGAUUCGGCGGUGGAGGCAUCUGCGCUCGCGGUGUCAGUGGUGGCUUUACCAGAGUCGGUGCUGGUUGCAGUGAUGGGAUCUUGUUUGCUAACAACGAGAAGGCGACGAUGCAGAACCUCAACGACCGCUUGGCCUCCUACCUGGACAAGGUGCGGCUGGUGGGGGGGGUCGAGUGCAAGAUCAGGGAGUGGUACGCCAAGGUAGGGCCCAGCUGCGAGCCACGGGACUACAGCUGUUUUCAUAAGGAAAUCGAAGACCUUCAAAACCAGAUCCUGUGUGCAGCCAUGGAGACUAACAAAAUCCUUUUGAAUAUUGAUAACAACAGGAUGACUGCUGAUGACUUCAGAGUGAAGUAUGAGACCGAAUGCGGUCUGCGGCAGAACGUGGAUGCAGACAUUUGCAACUUGCGGCCCGUCCUGGACCAGCUGGCCAGCUGCAAGACUGACCUGCAGCUGCAGUGCGAGGCACUGACCGAAGAGAUGUGCUGUCUCAAGACGAACCACGAGGAGGAAAUGAGCUGCCUGAGGAAACAGGCGACUGGAGAUGUGAGCGUGGAGGUCAACGCCUGCCCUGGCCCAGACCUGAGGAAGAUCCUGGAGGACCUGAGGUGUCAGUACGAAACGCUGAUGGAGCGCAACCGCAAAGAGACCGAGCAGUGGUACGCCUGCAAGGUGGAGGAGGUGAAUCUGGAGGUUGUCACAAGCAGCCAGGAGAUCGAGUCAAGUAACAAACAGGUCACUGAGCUGAGACGUCAGCUGCAGGCCCUGGAAAUCAAUGUACAAGCCCAGCUCACCAUGAAAGAGAACCUGGAGUCCUCUUUGGCGGAAACCGAAUGUCGCUACAACAAGUACCUGGCCGAGCUCCAGAGCCAGAUCUCCUGCGUGGAGCAGCGGCUGGCUGAGAUCCGAGCGGAGAUGGAGUGCCAGAACCAGGAGUACAAGACCCUCCUGGACGUCAAAUGCCGCCUGGAGCAGGAGAUUCAGACCUACCACUGCCUGCUGGAGGGGGGGCAGCAGGACAUCAUGUACGCAGGCGACGGGCACACCCGGGCACAGUAACAUCUCUAAGCUUUGGCUUACAGGGAUAUGAAAAUCCAUGACCCAGACGGUAAAAG